CUCCUGAUUGGCUGAGCGCCAGGCAGGCCAAGCGCCGAGGCGGCCAUGGACGAGGGAGGCGCGGCCUUCAAGAAGGAGCUGGUGAGCCAGCUGUUGCAUCUCCAUUUUAAAGAGGACAAGACGAAAGUGAGCGGAGACCCUCUGCUGCUCAUGGCGGAGUUCCUCAAGAUCUUCGUGCGAGAGGCGGCCGCCCGGGGCGUGAGGCAGGCGCAGGCCGAGGACGUGAGCGACGUGGACGUCGAGCACGUGGAGAAAGUGCUGCCCCAGUUGCUCCUCGACUUCUAGAGGGGCCCGGCCAUCGCGGGACAAACCGGGCGGCCCCCGCCCCUCGGCCUUCCGCGCUUCCGACCGGAAACGGGACACGACGCCGGCCCCCGAACCCCUGCCUCGCCCCCGCUCCGGGACGAGGGUCGGCGGGAACCGCCGUCCCGCCGCCGGGAACGGGCGAGUCGGGAAAGGCCGGAGCGAGCGGAGAGAGGUCCCGCACCCCCGGAGAGCCCGAGGCCUUCAACCGGAGUUAGAAAUCUCUUCUCGCAAUAAAUCCAAAUAAUAAUAAUAAUAACGAUGGCGUUCGUUAAGCGCUUACUAUGUGCCAAGCACUGUUCUAAC
This is a messenger RNA of Tachyglossus aculeatus (Australian echidna), 609 nucleotides long. RefSeq names its product centromere protein X (gene CENPX). The transcript has 5 exons. NCBI's taxonomy places the organism in Eukaryota, Metazoa, Chordata, Mammalia, Monotremata, Tachyglossidae. Bases 46 to 285 code for a protein of 79 amino acids. Gene Ontology annotation, biological process: resolution of meiotic recombination intermediates; DNA repair; kinetochore assembly. The record is from RefSeq and is a predicted model, not a curated record. Gene Ontology annotation, cellular component: FANCM-MHF complex; Fanconi anaemia nuclear complex.